This is a messenger RNA of Bactrocera oleae (olive fruit fly), 1989 nucleotides long. The record is from RefSeq and is a predicted model, not a curated record. Lineage: Eukaryota; Metazoa; Arthropoda; Insecta; Diptera; Tephritidae.
AACACUUUCAAGCAGUAGAAUAUAGCAGCUUGACGCCGCACGACACCAGACGUACACCAAAAAGCCAACGAACCAAUCGGUUGAAAACAAAAACAAAAACAAUAACAAAUAGAAAACAGCCGGCAAAAUGCGAAGUCUCUUCGCUGCUAAGCAUUUGCAAUUCAUUCAGUUUGUGAAUUACCGCCAAACGGUCUGCAGCUGUCCGGAACCCAACUGGAGACAGGAACCCAGUACAAAAACUAAAUCGCCUUUUUUUUAAAUAUAAAUACGUUUUUAUAUAAUUCAAUACUCCUGUCAAUUGUUUGGCGACGUCGCGCUAGUGCAAACUAUCAGCGAUUAACUUGGAUUAACCACUCAAAAUUAAACGCUUUUUUCUAACCAAAAAAUUAAUUUAUUAUAAAAACGCGCACGUAAACGUAUACGCAACGCAUGCUAAUAUUUCCGGCGGUUAAAGUUAGCGUGUACGCCUACGUAUUGGCCUCUAUCAUAUUUUUAGUUGUCUUCUCAAUUGGAUAUUUUACAUUUUCAUAUUUCUGAUCUGUCUGUUAGUGAUAGUCUUAGCAAUCGCUCACUAAAUCUCUCUGAUAAGCGCGCAUUUAAAAGGCAACGAGUGCUAACUAAAUAAUUGUUGUUGAUUAACGGUGUUGAUAAAGAUGGCAGCUAAAAAUAUACCAAGGCGCCAAGCAAUUCCCGUGCUUUACACCAGAGGCACACACUACGAUGUCGGUUUCGAUAUGGGUAGAACCUUUGCCUCGAUUAUUAAGAGCUUUUUACAACUCUGCAAUCCAUUAAAUGAGUCAUAUUUACCACUUUACAAUAAGGAUGAAGGCAGAAAAGUUUACAACGAAACAUUGGAGAGCGUUAAGAAGUCCUUUCCACAAUACGUCAGAGAACUGGAGGGCAUAGCUGAUGGCGCGCAAGUGGAGUUUCACAAGCUGUUCCUGCUUCAUAUGGAUGAGAUCACUGCAAUUUGUGCGAACGGAAAUGAAGCAGUUGCACCAAUUGGCUGCUCUAGCAUAAUCGUGAACAAUGAAAACUCGCGUAUACUUGCUCACACCGAAGAUGCCUUGGCGGCGACACUCAACCAUUAUUACUUUGUGGUGGCACAUAUCAUCAGCGAUACGCCACAGGGCAAACACAAGGUGAAGGAGGAGCGUUUCAUGUCGCUCUGCUAUGCCGGCCACCUGCCCGGCUAUACGAUGAACUACAACCAUCAUGGACUGGUGUUCACCAUUAACACAUUGUCGGCGUUGCAUUUGAGAAGUGGCAAAACACCUCGCCACUUCAUUACACGCGCGCUCUUAAGCGCCGAAAACUACGAACAAGCGCUCACUGUGCUCAAGGAUGAGGGCGUCGGGGCUGGCGACGGCUGCUCCUUCAAUAUGUCAUUCAUCAACGAAGAGCCAAGCAAGUUCUACAACAUUGAAAUGGCACCAGUAUUAGAAGACGGCACCAGUUCGCGUCUUGACAUUAAAGAGAUUUGCUGCGCUGGUCACAAUUGCCACGCCAACAGAUAUGAGCGUCUGUGCACCGAGGAGGCCAAUCCGUGGUUGUUAGCUUCGAGCAAAUCGCGCAUGAACACUUUCGGCGAAUAUCCGCCACCGAGUUGCAAGGAAGAUGUUGUGAAAAUGUUAAGCGAUUGUAGUGGCGGCGAGUAUUGCGUCUUCAAUGAAGACAAUACGUUGGAUGAGCUGGUCAAAACUAUUGCUGUGGGCGUUUUCGAUUUAAAUGAAAAAACAGUUGCCUUGUACUCAGACAAUCCGAGCAAGACUGAGCCGCAAUGCGUUCUGCCGCUUAUUCUCAAGAAGAACUGAACUUUAAACUACUCAUUUACAUAGAAAUGUUUAGUGUUCAAAAUAUAGUAUAACUGAAAACUAACCACUGUACUUAAACAUACAUAACAAUAAUUGUAUACAAGUUUAAAAAUGUGAAUAUUUGAGAAAGCAAAAUAAAAAUUUUACAAAUAGAAAAAUAUAUUUUUAAAAUAUA